Parnassius apollo (apollo) is the source of this 1932-nucleotide messenger RNA. Lineage: Eukaryota; Metazoa; Arthropoda; Insecta; Lepidoptera; Papilionidae. The record is from the annotation of a GenBank genome assembly.
AUGAUUUACAAUUUUUUAGAAGAUGGCCUGCAGGACAUUCAAGCUCCUUAUGUAAUACCCAGGGACCGGUCUCAACCACGUGAAUGGAAGACGGUGGAGAAAAUCCAUGAUAUACCUAUUUUUGAAAAAGUUUUUAAAUCCAAGGGCAAUUACACCCAUAAAUCUUCACCAUUUGAUGUUUUUGAAAGCAUGGCUCACCAAAUUCACCUAAAUGAAAACGAAAUCGCCUGCGCACUUCAAUGUGAUUUAAGUGAAGAUGGACUCGACUUAGAUGACGAUAGUUUGAUGGAUCCUGACUUUGAACCAGAUUUUGAAGAGUCGAUUGACGAAUCUUUGGAAGCUGAAUUCGACAUAGAUGCACUAGUAGACACCUUGAAUGAUGACGACCGUAACUCCAACUUUGAGGUAGAAGUAGGGCCGGCCUUAUCUAGUUCAGACAUUCCAGGUACUUCAGAUCCCCCUGUAAAACGUCGAAAGCCUGAAAAGCUAACAUUACGGUGGAAAAAGAAGAAUUUAGAGCUGAAUGCACAGCAGCUGGCUUUUACUGGCAAUGAGUCAUUGAGUUCUGAUAUCUUGGACCUUGAUACUCCAAUACAGUUCUUUCUUUUUUUAUUUCCACCAGAACUCAUAAAGAGAAUUUCGGAAGAGACAAACCUCUACGUGGUACAAAAAGACCCAAACAGCACGUUUCGUGUAUCGGAGACAGAAAUGCGUCAAUUUAUAGGGGUAGUAUAUAUGAUGUCACUGAUUCAGCUACCCAGAGUGACCAACCACUGGAGUUCCGUCUUGGGUACACCUGUAAUUCAACAGACCAUGCCUUCUAAUAAAUUUGAAAAGAUUAGACAAUAUCUGCAUUUUAAUGAUAACACUAAAUGUCUACAUAGGACCCACCCUGACUCCGAUAGGAUCUUCAAAAUUCGCCCAGUCGUUGAUGCCUUGAACGAAUCUUAUGGUAAAGUUCCAUUAGAAAAACAACUUUGUGUAGAUGAGCAAAUUUGCUCUACAAAAGCGCGUAACAUGCUGAAAAGGUAUAAUCCCAAGAAACCGCAUAAGUGGGGUUAUAAAUUAUAUGUUUUAAGUGGUGUUUCCGGUUUUGCUUAUACAAUAGAGAUUGAAUCUGGCAAAGAAAAUGUUGUCAGACCCGACGAGCCAGAUUUAGGAGCUUCUUCCAAUGUAGUAGUACUAUUAGAAGGAAUAGAAUACCUGACUGCAAGCUGUCGUCAGAAAAAAGAGAUUAUGAAGAAAGAUCGAGGAUAUUCUGAAGAGUACAUAGCUGAUGUCAACGGCGUCGACGUGUCAACGGUUGUAUGGAAGGACAAUAAGCUUGUUACAUUGGCUUCCACAUUUGCUGGUCUAAAUCCUAUAAGCGAAGUCCGGAGAUACGACAAAAAGAACUCAAGAUACAUAAACAUCCCGCGACCUAAUGUUGUGAGCGAGUAUAACCGUCAUAUGGGCGGUGUGGACCUUGUAGAUAGCAUUAUGGGCAUCUACAAGAUAAAACUGAGAAGCAAACGUUGGCAGAUGCGUCUCUUCUAUCACUUCUUAGACCUAACAAUGGCUAAUGCAUGGCUGUUCUAUAAAAGAGUCUGCAAGUAUAAAAACAUUCCCAACAAGACCAUCAUGGCAUCUGCAGAUUUUCGCCUGGAAAUUGCCGAAACAUUGUGCAAGAUGGGGGUGAAAACGGGUUUAACAAUACGCCGAUCUAUUGAAGGUCAAAUCCUAGCAAAGAAACACAAAGGACCUGCCCAACAUGUACCUCCACAAGCAGUCCGCCAAGAUCAAGUCGGUCACUGGCCUCAAUGGGCAGAAAAAAAAAUCCGUUGUAAGUUCCCAAAGUGUGCUGGAUUUACUCAUACGGUGUGUGAUAAAUGCGGCGUAGCUUUAUGUUAUACCAAAAACAAAAAUUGUUUCAGGAAUUUCCAUCUGUUGUAA